Suillus subalutaceus is the source of this 276-nucleotide messenger RNA. RefSeq lists its product as uncharacterized. The transcript has a single exon. The record is from RefSeq and is a predicted model, not a curated record. The annotation marks the transcript as partial. NCBI's taxonomy places the organism in Eukaryota, Fungi, Basidiomycota, Agaricomycetes, Boletales, Suillaceae.
AUCACUGCAUCUGUACACUUGUGUCGCAUCCACCUUUCCACGAAGUCUUCGACUGACGCAAUUGACUCGGAUAAGGUUGAUCUAGUCGCCGGGAUUCUCGGCCACGUCACACGAGGACCUGGCUGGGACGUUCCUGAGGCCUGGUACUACUUGACUAAGGCAUACGGGCUACAGCACUGCAAGGACAAGGAACGGGAAAGUCUAGCGACAGCUUUGGCGUUGAGUGAUCGCAGGAGUAGUAAUGAUAUCGGGCGGGCUGUGGGUUGGUGUUUGUGA